GCAAGAAAAACAUACUCGCGAGAAAUGGCUUGGCCUCUUGAAAACUGGGGCCAACUGAAGUUCGCUACUUCUGAUGGAAAUGUUAAGGAUGAACAAAAAAAUGACGCGUCAUCUGAAAUGUUUAUGCAGUUGCUCUCACUUCCCAAAGGAAAAGAAAAGGGAUCCCCACAAUACGUGUCCCGUCCUAUUGUGAAUAUCCCGAUUUCUGCGAUCGCUAGCGCGUCUGGGACGACAAAAAAUGAUGUGAGUAUAACUAUGCGGCCGAAAACGUCUGCCGUUGCUGUUCCAAGCGGCGACUUGGAACUGGUAUCGAUGCGCUUUGCUGUUCCUGAUGUUUGUGUUGGAUACGAGCGAACCGAAGAAGCUGGGAGGGUGAUCCUGUCAGAGCUUCAGGGGCAGAUGAAAAAGCAUCAGCAGCAGUUUCUUAAGUCUCAUCACCCAGGUAGUGAGGAUAAUAACCUGCUUGUUCUUGCAACGAUGAAUGGUGCUAACGGCGCGCGCGGUGAUGAGGUGUUAGUGGCAAUAUUUGAUGAUAUCCAGCUAUCGUAUCCGUCCGGUAAGUAUAAAAUUCUUAUUUCUAAUCAUAAUGUUGUCUUAGAAGACAAAAGGAAAGGUACAACGAGUGGAAUCCUCUCGUUUCCUAUAACUGAUCUUCAGCAAUUGUAUCUCUGUGAUGUGCCAACGUAUUUCUCGAGGGCCUCUUGCGAUGACGCAGAUUCCAUGGCGCAGUACGUUGUUCUUGUUCUCAAGAAACCCGUCAAGAUACGUUCAACAUCCUAUGCAAAUCUUGUCAUUUCGUGUCCGCCGAGGCUCGUGUUGGACGAGGGUCAUGCAUGGCGAUGUGAACUCAAAACGCAGAGUGAAAUCAAUAGCGUGCUUGGGCUCGCACAACAAGCAAACGGAGCGGACUAUCCGUUGGUCCCUUCCAUGAGUGGACGUGUGUGUGACAUCAUUGUGCGCACUUUUAAAGCCAUUGCUAAAGUGCCAGCGUAUGGUGGUAUUAACAAGGAAUACACUACUAUCCUGACUCAGCACCAGCAGUCCUGCAUGCGCUGCCUGUUUCAUGGUGCAGAGGGGUUGCUUUACAUCGUGAGUGGAGGCUUUCUCUUCUUGCAUCGCCCAGCCACAAGAAUACCUUAUAAGGAAGUAACAACAGUGACCUUGAACGAGUCUGAGAGUGGUUCCGCAACAUUUCAGAUCACUGUUCUUACAGAAAAGGACAAGUAUGUUUUUUCAGGCCUUGACAAGACUGAGAAGGAUAGCCUAAUGCAGUACCUUGGAAAUAAGGUUAAGGUACAACGUAUUGGGUGGUCUGCUGAAGAAGAAGGUGCGGGCAUUGGCGAUGAUGAUGACGAUGAUGAUGAUGACGACGAUGAUCUCGAUGAAGAUGAGGAAGACGAUUCUGGCUCUGGUGAAGACAACAGUGCCUCGGACGAUGAUGAAGGGACAAAUAAAAAGCGUCAUCGAAAGGAAAAAUCAGAAAAGAAGCAUCAUAAAGAUAAGGAGCACAGAAAACAUAGAAAGGAAAAACAUAAGCAUAACCGCGAAAAAUAAACGCACCCUAAUGUCGUGGCGUGGCGUGACACAUCAGCUUUAUUUCUUUAACCCGCCAUCUCGUCGGAUACGUUUUUGGUCGUUUUGUAUCAAUGCUCGGCCCACAGUGCUACAAAGUUGCUUUUCUAAAAUCCACAUUAAUUAUUCAAAGCAUGAAAUACCUCUCUAGCAUGGUGACAUGUAUGUGUGCGACAAGUAGAAAUACUCCAUCAGCGAAAUAAACGAAUUCCACUGGUAGUCACUCUCGCUGCUGAUUUAGAGAUAAAAGUAUGAGUUUUUGUUACCUGAAGCCUUGAUAUUAUCUCAAGAUCAGGAUAUCAAUGCAUCAUAGUAACUUUUUUUUCUCAUUAAUCUUUUUGAUUACGCAUUAUAGAACUUUAACUCUGAAAUUCCAUAUAGGUGAAGGAUUUUCGAAUCUUGUAUUUUCAAACUAACCCAUACACUGACAUCGAAACUAGUGUGCAGUGAUUCUUCAGGGUGGAAACAAAGCCUAUUAAUUCGAUCAAAAUCCUCCUUUCCAUCACUACCAUUGUAUCUCUCUUCGAGCUAGUUUAGGGAGCGCAUUUCAACUUGCCGGAUCAUCCCUUAGCAGCUUGGCGUCAUAUAAGAAUAUCAACGAUACAAAUGCGAUUCUAAGUGAAUUGAAUAAGAUCGGACAGUAUCCGACCAUUCUCUUGUGAAGAGGGAUUUCUUUUUCGGCCCAUUCAGAGCCUUCUUGGAUGCAAAGCCCCCAACAUACGAAAACCAAAGACCAAUAAAUAAAAUCGAUCGUUUGUCAGCUGCAUUUAAAUUAUUAAACUUUGAAAGAGACGCUCAAAUCCAAUUAUGGGGAAUGAAAGGCCCAAGCGCACGUUUGCAUGCGAUAAUUCAACGUGUUAGGACUAGCUGCGCGGUCUGCUUUCGGCAAGGCAAUUGUGGUUGACCAAUUGUUCCUUUCACCCUUUCGAGUUAAUGGCAUUCAAAAAGGAACUGAAGCAGGAUCUGACCCUGUAAGAAUAUGUGCUUUAAAAAUAAUCGACAAAAAUAUGGAUUGAGCAGAACCACGAGAAGUUUUUUUCUUUUUUGAUGUAGAGGAUAUACUGACAUUUGGAAGAGAAAGAAACAUAGUAUCUAAGUGAAGGACGUGCCAAUGGUUUAGUGGUUUACACCUGAGAAAUCUUGGAAGGGUGAAAGUGUGUCCGCUUUGGAAUUUUGGCAAGACGAUAUAUUGUGUCUACUGUGCCUACGAGAUAAGCUGAAUCCCUAUCACGGGCUUAUCUUUGUGAAGAAGCAGCAUCUCCUUGAUCACAUCGGUUGCCUCCUUUCCGCAUAAAUUAUUGUGGCAGCAAUUGACUCGACAUCAACGAAUAUAACGCGUGUUCGUACGGUACCGUGAGCAUCUUGCGGUUUUUUAUCGAAUCCUAUAGCCACCCUGUGCAAAAUCUGCGACUGACGCUUGAUAUGAGUUUAAACUGAGGUUCAUGCAAAUUCUUACUCAUUUUACUGAACUAAGUGCACAAGAAGCAUCUGUAAGGAUGUCUUACCCGGUGGGAAGUGCGGUGCCCAACAAUAAACACACACAAAACAUGUUGAAACAAUAUUGGUGAAUUUUUUCAUACCAUCACCCGUGAACUUGAAAUAACCAAAACCGAAGAUGACCCUUAACUCAAACAACACACUAUCCAACUUUCUUCAGAUUUCUUUCACAUCUUGAAGAUCUGUAGUAUUGAUCAGCAUAAUGGGUAUUCAAAAGUGCUUCUUUGAAGGUAACUUGUAAAGGAGUAGUUUGUUUUCUGGUGGAUUGUCACGCUUCUUAGCAGCCGUUUCA
Phytomonas sp. EM1 is the source of this 3361-nucleotide messenger RNA. Lineage: Eukaryota; Euglenozoa; Kinetoplastea; Trypanosomatida; Trypanosomatidae. The record is from the annotation of a GenBank genome assembly.